Colletotrichum chrysophilum is the source of this 309-nucleotide messenger RNA. RefSeq lists its product as uncharacterized. The transcript has 2 exons. The record is from RefSeq and is a predicted model, not a curated record. The coding region runs from base 1 to 309 and encodes 102 amino acids. NCBI's taxonomy places the organism in Eukaryota, Fungi, Ascomycota, Sordariomycetes, Glomerellales, Glomerellaceae.
AUGAAGUUCUUCUCGUCAUUGAGUCUCCUCCUCCUUGCAGGCGUUGCAAACGCCCAGUACAAGUGCUACUGCACUGGCUUCGGUGCCGCCAACCCCGACCAGUUUUCCAACACCUGCUGUGUCACUGGAGACGGAGUCACGUUCCCUGACGGAGUGGAUCGCAAGGGGACUUGGUUGAACGACGGCGGACUCUGCCAGUUCAGCGGGCUGGGACAGUUCAGCCAGAACCAGUUCAUCUCCGCGUACGCAGCUUGCUGUGCCAGCACAGGCCCUCAGGAAGGGGAUAAGUAUGGGGGCAACUGCUUCUGA